This is a messenger RNA of Mesitornis unicolor (brown roatelo), 1434 nucleotides long. It is a transcript of the gene BFAR, whose product is annotated as bifunctional apoptosis regulator. The record is from RefSeq and is a predicted model, not a curated record. Gene Ontology annotation, cellular component: nucleus. The transcript is spliced from 7 exons. Lineage: Eukaryota; Metazoa; Chordata; Aves; Mesitornithiformes; Mesitornithidae. Gene Ontology annotation, biological process: proteasome-mediated ubiquitin-dependent protein catabolic process. Bases 1 to 1347 code for a protein of 448 amino acids. Gene Ontology annotation, molecular function: ubiquitin protein ligase activity; protein binding.
AUGGAAGAUGAGACUUCACCAGGUGAAACGGAGAGGGCAAAAGUUGCACGGCGUGCUGCUCCUGAGCUGGAUCGGCAGAUAUCGGUCAGCGAGUUCCUUUGCCACUGCUGUUACGACAUUCUGGUCAAUCCCACCACCCUCAACUGUGGGCACAGUUUCUGUAGACAUUGCCUAGCCCUGUGGUGGGUGUCAUCCAAGAAGAACGAAUGCCCUGAAUGCAGAGAAAAAUGGGAAGGAUUCCCCAAAGUCAACAUCCUCCUCAGGGAUGUAAUUGAAAAGCUAUUUUCCGAUGCCAUUGAACAAAGAAAAGAAGAUAUUCAACAAAACAGUGAUGUAGCACGCAGCUUAGCAACCUUCCAAAAAUAUGGGAAUGACCAGGCCCCUGCAGUGCCAAACACUGGAAGAAUUAAUCGUCGAGGAGGAGGUUUUUUCUUAGGCGUUCUGACAGCUCUGACCUGUGUAGCAGUAGUUCUACUUCGGUAUCACUGGAAGAGCAGAGAAUUUAAAGAAGAUCUUCUUGUCCUCAAGCCUGUUGCUAAAUGGACUGCUGAGGAAGUGAUAGUUUGGCUAGAGCAGCUGGGCCCAUGGGCUGCACACUAUAAAGACAGAUUUUUACCAGAGAAAGUGAAUGGAAGACUCCUUCUAACACUGACAGAGGAGGAUUUCACCAAAGAGCCUUACAGUAUAGAGAACAGUAACCACAGAAAAGCCAUUAUGGCAGAACUGGAAUGUGUGAAAACUUUAGGUGUUAAACCUCCCCAGAACCUUUGGGAAUAUAAGGCAGUAAAUCUAGGAAAAUCACUUUUUCUUCUGUACGCACUGAAGAGUUCUCCAAGACUCAGUAUGUUAUACCUGUAUUUGUUUGAUUACGCAGAAGCUUUCCUACCUUUCAUCCACACAACUUGCCCUGUGCAAGAAGACAAGUAUGAAGAUCUUGUCACAAAACUACUAGACCUUAAAGAUCCUUCUUGGAAACAGUGGAGAGAAUUCAUUGUGAAGUAUUUAUUUUUGCCAUACCAGCUGAUAGCUGAAUUUGCUUGGGAUUGGCUGGAUGCGCACUACUGGACAUCAAGAUUUAUAAUUGUAAAUGCCAUGCUGCUCUCUGUUCUGGAAUUGCUCUCCUUUUGGAGGCUCUGGUCAAGAAGAGAAAUGAAGACUAUUCCUCAGAGAAUGCGGAGACACCUCUGGAAAGUCUCAACCCGGGGUCUUUUUGUUGCCAUUUUUUGGCCUUUUAUUCCUCAAUUUGUCUGCAAUUGUUUGUUUUACUGGGCCUUGUAUUUUAACCCGAUCAUAAACAUUGAUCUUGUGGUUAAAGAAGUAAGGCGUCUGGAGACACAAGUGCCGUGACUUGCAUUGGAACUUUUGAGCUGUUUAGCUUCUAAAAGUGGACAUUUGAAAUAAGCUUUACUCUUCUUUAUAUACGUGGCAGUGAAA